This is a messenger RNA of Odobenus rosmarus divergens (Pacific walrus), 4861 nucleotides long. It is a transcript of the gene DIP2A, whose product is annotated as DIP2 disco-interacting protein 2 homolog A (Drosophila). Lineage: Eukaryota; Metazoa; Chordata; Mammalia; Carnivora; Odobenidae. The coding region runs from base 1 to 4695 and encodes 1564 amino acids. The record is from RefSeq and is a predicted model, not a curated record. Gene Ontology annotation, cellular component: cell surface. The transcript is spliced from 38 exons.
AUGGCCGACCGCGGGUGUCCGCUGGAAGCAGUGCCGCUGCCCGCCGAGGUGCGGGAGAGCCUGGCCGAGCUGGAGCUGGAGCUGUCGGAAGGUGACAUCACUCAAAAAGGAUAUGAAAAGAAACGGGCAAAGCUGCUUGCACGCUAUAUCCCACUUAUUCAAGGAGUAGAUCCAUCCCUACAAGCAGAGAACAGGAUCCCCGCUCCCUCACAGACCACAGCCGCCGUGCCCAAACAGCAGAAGCCGCGGCCCACCAGUUCCCGGGACGAGCGCUUCCGGUCAGAUGUUCACACUGAGGCAGUGCAAGCAGCUUUGGCCAAAUACAAGGAGAGGAAGAUGCCUAUGCCUUCAAAAAGACGUUCUGUUCUUGUACAUUCCUCGGUGGAAACCUACACGCCUCCAGACACAUCAUCUGCCUCAGAAGAUGAGGGCUCUUUACGGCGACCUGGGCGACUCACCUCCACUCCGCUCCAGAGCCAUUCCAACAUCGAGCCCUGGCUCGACCGGGUCAUUCAGGGCUCGUCCACCUCAUCCUCUGCAUCCUCCACCUCAUCUCACCCGGGAGGGAGACCCGCCGCCGCUCCCAGUGCCGCCGCCACCACGCUCACAGGCCCCGCGGCCCACGCCCACAUAGAUGUGCACUCCGCCCCUCCAGAUGUCACCACGGGCCUUGGGGAGCUUUCGCACCGCGAACAUCCGCAGCUGGCUUCUGUGCGAGGUGUCGCUCGGGGCUACAGUGGGAGUGUCCUGGAAACGGCUGGUGGUGUCCCUGUGAACAGCAGAGUGUCCUCCAAAAUCCAGCAACUUCUCAACACCCUGAAGAGGCCAAAGCGCCCUCCGCUGAAGGAGUUCUUUGUGGAUGAUUUUGAGGAGCUGUUGGAAGUGCAGCAACCAGAUCCAAAUCAGCCAAAGCCUGAGGGAAGCCAGAUGGUGGUGCUGAAAGGGGAACCUCUGGCUGUGGGGGUCCCCUGGCCCCCAUCCCUGCUGGCCGCCCUGCAGCGGUGGGGUACGACGCAGCCCAAAGCCCCCUGUCUGACCGCUUUGGACACGGCCGGGAAGGCCUUCUACACCCUCACCUAUGGCAAACUUUGGAGUCGGAGUUUAAAACUAGCUUAUACUCUACUUAAUAAACUGACUAGUAAGAAUGAACCACUACUUAAACCUGGAGACAGAGUGGCCCUGGUGUUUCCGAACAGUGACCCUGUGAUGUUCAUGGUGGCAUUUUAUGGGUGUCUCCUGGCAGACCUGGUUCCUGUCCCCAUAGAAGUGCCAUUAACAAGAAAGGAUGCUGGCAGCCAGCAGGUCGGGUUUCUGCUGGGCAGCUGUGGCGUCGCCCUGGCCCUGACCACGGACGCUUGUCAGAAAGGCCUGCCCAAGGCACAGACAGGAGAGGUGGCGACUUUCAAAGGAUGGCCCCCGCUCUCCUGGCUGGUGAUCGACGGCAAGCAUCUGACCAAGCCCCCCAAAGACUGGCACCCGCAGGCCCAAGAUGCAGGGUCUGGGACUGCCUACAUCGAGUAUAAAACCAGCAAAGAAGGCAGCACAGUGGGGGUCACGGUGUCCCACGCAUCCCUGCUGGCCCAGUGCCGGGCUCUGACUCAGGCUUGCGGCUACUCAGAAGCUGAGACAUUAACAAAUGUGCUGGAUUUCAAAAGGGAUGCUGGUCUGUGGCAUGGAGUGUUAACAAGUGUCAUGAACAGGAUGCACGUCAUCAGCAUCCCGUACGCGCUGAUGAAGGUGAACCCUCUGUCCUGGAUUCAGAAAGUGUGUUCCUAUAAAGCCCGGGCCGCGCUGGUCAAGUCCCGCGACAUGCACUGGUCUCUCCUAGCUCAGCGAGGUCAGAGGGACGUCAGCCUCAGCUCCCUGCGCAUGCUGAUCGUGGCCGACGGCGCUAACCCCUGGUCCAUAUCCUCCUGUGAUGCGUUCCUCAAUGUCUUCCAGUCCAGAGGGCUGAGGCCUGAGGUCAUCUGUCCUUGUGCCACUUCUCCUGAGGCGUUAACAGUUGCCAUCCGCAGGCCGCCAGACCUGGGAGGACCUCCACCAAAAAAGGCUGUCCUGUCGAUGAACGGUCUCAGUUUUGGUGUGAUCAGAGUUGAUACUGAAGAAAAGUUGUCCGUUCUUACCGUUCAGGACGUUGGUCAGGUGCUGCCGGGAGCUGACGUAUGUGUUGUGAAGAUAGAAGGUACCCCUUAUCUCUGUAAAACCGAUGAAGUUGGAGAAAUAUGUGUCAACUCCAGCACCACCGGCACAGCGUACUACGGGCUACUUGGAAUCACUAAGAGUGUCUUUGAGACCGUCCCGGUCACAGCAGGAGGCGUGCCCGUGUCUGACAGGCCUUUCACCAGGACGGGGCUGCUGGGCUUCAUCGGGCCUGAUAACCUGGUCUUUGUCGUGGGCAAGCUGGAUGGGCUGAUGGUGGUUGGAGUUCGUAGACACAAUGCGGAUGACAUCGUGGCCACUGCACUGGCCGUGGAGCCCAUGAAGUUUGUCUACAGAGGCAGGAUUGCUGUGUUCUCCGUGACGGUGCUGCACGAUGACCGGAUCGUCCUUGUGGCUGAGCAGCGGCCAGAUGCCUCCGAGGAGGACAGCUUCCAGUGGAUGAGCCGCGUGCUGCAGGCCAUCGACAGCAUCCACCAGGUGGGCGUGUACUGUCUGGCCCUGGUUCCUGCCAACACCUUGCCCAAGGCUCCUCUCGGAGGGAUUCACAUUUCUGAAACCAAGCAGCGUUUCCUGGAGGGGAUGCUGCACCCAUGUAAUGUACUAAUGUGCCCUCACACCUGUGUCACCAACCUUCCCAAACCUCGCCAGAAACAACCAGAGGUGGGGCCGGCCUCCAUGAUCGUGGGGAACCUGGUUGCCGGGAAGAGGAUCGCACAGGCCUCGGGGAGGGAGCUGGCUCACCUGGAGGACAGUGACCAGGCCCGAAAGUUCCUCUUCCUGCCCGACGUGCUGCAGUGGCGGGCACACACCACUCCCGACCACCCGCUCUUCCUGCUGCUCAACGCCAAGGGCAGCGUCACCAGCACUGCAACCUGCGUUCAGCUGCACAAGAGGGCAGAGAGGGUGGCCGCCGCCCUGAUGGAGAAGGCAAGACUGAACACUGGGGACCACGUGGCUUUGGUCUACCCCCCAGGGGUGGACCUCAUUGCUGCCUUCUACGGCUGUCUGUACUGCGGCUGCGUGCCCGUCACGGUGCGGCCCCCGCACCCCCAGAACCUCGCCACCACGCUGCCCACUGUCAAGAUGAUCGUGGAGGUCAGCAAGUCCGCCUGUGUCCUCACCACACAGGCCAUCAUGCGGCUGCUCAAGUCUAGAGACGCAGCCACCGCCGUGGACGUCAGGACCUGGCCAACCAUUCUGGAUACAGAUGACAUACCAAAAAAGAAGGUGGCGAACAUUUUCAGGCCCCCGUCUCCAGAUGUGCUCGCGUACUUGGACUUCAGCGUGUCAACUACGGGGAUAUUAGCAGGCGUGAAGAUGUCACACGCAGCCACAAGUGCCUUGUGCCGCUCCAUAAAGCUGCAGUGUGAGCUCUAUCCCUCGAGGCAGAUCGCCAUAUGCCUUGAUCCCUACUGUGGCCUCGGCUUCGCCCUGUGGUGUCUGUGCAGCGUCUACUCAGGACACCAGUCCGUCCUGGUGCCCCCGCUGGAGCUGGAGAGCAACGUGUCCCUGUGGCUGUCUGCCGUCAGCCAGUACAAGGCCCGGGUCACCUUCUGCUCCUACUCAGUGAUGGAGAUGUGCACCAAGGGCUUGGGAGCACAGACGGGCAUCCUCAGGAUGAAGGGGGUGAACCUGUCCUGCGUGCGCACCUGCAUGGUGGUCGCAGAGGAGAGGCCCAGGAUCGCGCUCACGCAGUCCUUCUCCAAGCUGUUCAAGGACCUGGGGCUGCCGGCACGCGCGGUGAGCACCACGUUCGGUUGCAGGGUCAACGUGGCCAUCUGCCUCCAGGGCACAGCCGGCCCGGACCCCACCACCGUCUACGUAGACAUGAGGGCGCUGCGCCACGACCGGGUACGGUUGGUAGAACGGGGUUCUCCGCACAGUCUGCCGUUGACGGAGUCUGGAAAGAUCCUCCCUGGGGUGAAGGUCAUUAUUGCGCACACUGAAACCAAAGGGCCCCUUGGAGACUCACACCUGGGAGAGAUCUGGGUGAGCAGCCCGCACAAUGCUACAGGCUACUACACGGUGUAUGGGGAGGAGGCACUGCACGCCGACCACUUCAGUGCCCGGCUGAGUUUUGGAGACACCCAGACCAUUUGGGCGAGGACUGGCUACCUCGGUUUCCUUCGAAGAACAGAGCUCACGGAUGCCAGUGGAGAGCGACAUGAUGCGCUGUACGUGGUCGGGUCUCUGGAUGAGACGCUGGAGCUGAGAGGCAUGCGCUACCACCCCAUUGACAUCGAGACGUCCGUGGUCCGAGCCCACAGGAGCAUCGCUGAGUGCGCCGUGUUCACCUGGACCAACCUGCUGGUCGUGGUGGUGGAGCUGGACGGGCUGGAGCAGGACGCACUGGACCUGGUGGCUCUGGUCACAAACGUGGUGCUGGAGGAGCAUCACCUGGUUGUGGGCGUGGUGGUCAUCGUGGACCCCGGUGUGAUUCCCAUCAACUCGCGGGGCGAGAAGCAGCGCAUGCACCUUCGAGACGGCUUCCUGGCCGACCAGCUGGACCCGAUCUACGUGGCCUACAACAUGUGAGCGCAGCUCCUCCGCCCCGUGCCUCCCACGGCGGGAACCGGCAGAGGCGUCGGGCCACCAGUGGCCACCAGGAGAAGGGCUCCAGUCCUCCCGAGCGUCGCACCCCAUCUUCCUCUGCUUGUUCAGAUCUGUCUCCAGGCUCCCCAAAUCUCACUUGGGAAACCGC